This is a messenger RNA of Daphnia magna, 951 nucleotides long. RefSeq lists its product as uncharacterized. NCBI's taxonomy places the organism in Eukaryota, Metazoa, Arthropoda, Branchiopoda, Diplostraca, Daphniidae. Bases 149 to 688 code for a protein of 179 amino acids. The record is from RefSeq and is a predicted model, not a curated record. The transcript is spliced from 2 exons.
UACUAUCAUACAGUCAGCUGGAAACGAAAACCGUCACUUUUUCAAACUUUGAAAUUACGCAGUCGUAACUCUGUGAGUCGUGAACAUUGGCUUCACUAUUGUGUUGUCGUUUGGUUGAAUUGAAAUAUCCUAUUGCCAUAAAAAUAAAAUGUCUGACAUAGAUUUGGAAGUCAUACUCGAUAGAUCUGACGGUGAAGUUGAAUGCUUUUUGGAUGUAGAUAAUGAAGUGUUUUUUGGUCCUGUUACUGAAAGGGAGAUAGAAGUUUUGAAGUCUUUACCACGAAAAACUCUUCAUCCAUGUGAAAUUGCACAAAUAUCAAAGAGAGGCAUGACUUGCCACGAGUGGGAAGACUUCAAAGAUCAAGUUCAAAGAAAUGAAAUGAAUGACAAAGCUAUUAAUGAAGUUUAUGGUCUUGAUCCUGAUACUACAGAAGAGUCAUUUACAAGUUGCUGCACAUCAAGUGGAGAUGUGGCAAAACAACUUUCAUGUGACAUAAUAAAUGUCAAUAAUAUAUCUGUUAAAUCAUUAUGUGGACCAAGUAUAGCACCCAGUUUGGAUAAUUUGUCUGACUCAAGCAUAAACCAAAAAGAGGAUUCAUCUCUAUUAGAGUCAAGCCCUGCCCAAUCUCAUGUUGAGUCUGUGCAUGAAUCAAUCAAUCAAUCAACUCGUAGAUGCCGCCCGGAGUAGAGGAUCAUUUAACAAAGUGAUUGAAACUUACAAAUCGUGUGUAAGGAAUGCUGUCCGCUAGAUGUCUCGUGUUUGGUUUGAAUUGAAAAAUUGUAACACAGCAACGUCCCUUCGUUUAUCGAUCGCUGUCAAAACCGGAAUUCCUGCUCUAUUCGUUCUCUAUUUUAACGCACGUACCUAUUCUUGCUCAGCUCACAAUAUGGUUUUCUGUCGGAGUUCGUCGCAAAUACAAAGAGGGAGAGAGAUCUUCUAUUGAAACCCCA